Penaeus chinensis is the source of this 3032-nucleotide messenger RNA. RefSeq names its product ATP-dependent RNA helicase DHX33-like (gene ath). Gene Ontology annotation, molecular function: ATP binding; RNA binding. Gene Ontology annotation, biological process: positive regulation of transcription by RNA polymerase I. The transcript has 5 exons. Bases 127 to 2274 code for a protein of 715 amino acids. The record is from RefSeq and is a predicted model, not a curated record. Gene Ontology annotation, cellular component: intracellular anatomical structure; nucleolus. Lineage: Eukaryota; Metazoa; Arthropoda; Malacostraca; Decapoda; Penaeidae.
CUUGUACGUGCAUGCGGUAUCCGGUUGGGAAUGUAAACAUGUGAGGAGGAAAUGAUGUUUAUCUAAGAAUUGUAGAUAUUAGCCUAUGUUAGGCCUUUUGCGAUAUUUUUUUGAGUAACCUCGACAAUGGCAGGAUUCCAGGAGCCACCGACCAAGAAGCAAAAAACUGAGAAUAGGUUUUUGGGAGCCCACAUGCCUGUACAGCAGUCCCCCAUCAGAAAUGGUGUUGGAGGCGGUUUUAGCAAGGCAAACAAUAGUCAUGGGAAAGGCUCUCCCUUCCAGAAGAGCUCUCCAGGCCAGAAUGGGUUCAUGAAUGGCAAUGGCAAGAACACUGAACAUCUGAAAAAUAUUGUGAAGCAGAGACAUGCCCUUCCUAUCUUCCCCACACGAGCCAGACUGCUGGAGGAAUUGAAGAAAAAUGAGACAGUGAUUGUUAUCGGUGAAACAGGCAGUGGAAAGACAACACAGAUCCCACAGUACCUGCAUGAGGAGAGAUGGGACAAGAAGGGGGGGAUUUGUGUCACCCAGCCCAGGCGAGUUGCGGCAAUCUCUGUGGCCAAGCGUGUCGCAGAAGAAAUGAACACACAGAUAGGGGGUCUGGUGGGCUAUUCUGUGAGGUUUGAAGAGUGUGUGUCACCCAAUACAAAACUGAAGUAUGUAACAGAUGGUAUGUUGUUAAGGGAAGCUAUAUCAGAUCCAUUGCUCAGUAGGUAUAACUGGGUCAUACUUGAUGAGGCCCAUGAACGGACUAUAAGCACUGACGUGUUGUUUGGCAUUGUGAAAGAUGCGCAGAAGAAAAGAAAGCAACUAGAGAAAGAUAACUUGAAAGUGAUAGUUAUGUCAGCCACCAUGGAUGUUGAUCACUUUAGUCAGUACUUCAAUAAAGCCAAAGUAUUGUACAUUGAGGGUAGACAGCACCCUGUGGAAAUGCUAUACGCCAGAGAAAAGCAGGAUGAUUAUGUGUUAGCUGCCAUGAGCACUGUCUUCCAGAUACAUAAGGAGGCUCCAGCACAGCAUGACAUUUUGAUCUUCCUAACAGGACAGGAAGAGAUUGACUCGGUCACACACAGCAUCCGGCAGGUAGCAAAGGACAAUAGCUUGGCAGAGUUCCCCAGAAUGAGAGUCCUGCCCCUCUAUGCUGCCUUGCCAUCCAGCCAGCAACUGGAUGUCUUCAGAAUAACAGCACCAGGAGAGAGGAAGGUGAUUGUGAGCACAAACAUUGCUGAAACCUCUAUCACUAUUCCUGGAAUCAAGUACGUGAUUGACUCUGGAAGAGCAAAGAUAAGGACAUACAAUCCAGUCAAUGGCUUUGACUCCCUCAAAGUCAAGAAGAUCUCACAAGCACAGGCAUGGCAAAGGACAGGCCGUGCUGGAAGGGAAACUCCUGGGUUCUGUUAUCGAAGUUACACACUCGAGGAGUUCAAUGCAAUGGAGGUAAAUCCUGUCCCAGAGAUCCUGCGCUCAAAUCUUGCCAGUGUGAUUCUCCAGCUGUUGGCCAUGGGUAUCAAGAAUAUUCUUACCUUCGACUUCAUUGAUAAGCCAAGUCCAGCAAGUAUCAAGCAGGCUGUUGAGCAGUUGACCUUGUUGGAGGCUGUUGUUAUGAAGGCAGGGCAGUUGGAGCUGACGGACUUGGGCAAGAAGAUGGCGCAAUUCCCCCUAGAGCCUCGCUAUUCAAAAGUGAUUCUCUCAGGCCCACAGUAUGGCUGUACCGAUGAGGUCCUGUCUGUAAUUGCUAUGCUGUCUGGUGAAUCCAUUUAUGUCAACCCAAGUGGAAAGAAGGAGAUAGCUGCUAGCGUGCGGCGCAAAUUUUUGUCUGUAGAAGGCGAUCAUGUGACAAUGCUCAAAAUCUUCAGAGCAUUCAGAGGCUCCAAAGAGAACAAGAUGUGGUGUCAUGAGAACUUCCUGAACCAUCGAAACCUGAAAUAUGCUCUGGAGGUGCGGAAACAGUUGUAUCAGGUCUGCCAGAGAAAUAAUGUUCCUUUAGUUUCUUGUAACCAAGAUAUGGAUGCUCUCCGAAGAUGCCUUGCUGCUGGACUCUUCACAAACAUUGCUGAGCUACAGCUGGAUGGGAAGUACCUGUCACUUGAUACCAGGCAAGAGUGUUCCAUUCACCCAACAUCUGUCUUGUUUGGAGGAAAGCCCGCCUACAUCCUCUUUACUGAACUGGUCCACACUGGCAAGAUGUACAUGCAUAUCAACUCGGCAAUGGAUGCACAGUGGCUGUUUGAGGUGGCCCCGGAGUACUUCAGAAAACGGCAUAUCAAGAAAAUGUGAAAUAGAGAUGUGGAAUAGCAACUGGACACAACCUUAAUAUAGGCCUACAUGUGACAAGUGUAGUUGUUUAGUGUAUGGUAUAUUUGUGCAGUGACACAUUUGCAUCAAAGGUGUCGAAGAAAAUGCCUUUACCACCUUCCCUGCCAAAGGUCUCUGUGAACAAUGCAGUAUUGAGCUUCUGCCAGUUUCCCCCACUUGGACCUUAUUGCCCCGAGAAACUUCAACUCCCGUUUUGUUAUCGGACAGGUGUCGUUCCUACUCUUCCAAUUUGUCGGUCUCCACUGGCAUGCCAACCUUCGUCUUACUGGGAACAGAGAAGGAAAAUUUCUAAGAAUUUCCUGGUGGAGGAUUAAGCUGUGUGAUGAGAGAAAGAAAAUGAUUUACUCUAUGUUAACUAAGGAACCUUUAGGUAGCUGUGAUCAUUUUUUCCCCUCAUUGAAAUAAGGUUGAUUCUAGGAUUCUGUAAAGCUGAUAGAGUGGUAAAUGUUUGUUAUACACUAGAUAGAUUUAUAUAACUUUGUAAUGUUUAUAAGCUAUUCUUUUAUACAAGAAAAGAAACAUACUCUUUGUACAUUAUUUACAGAACCAUGGUGUGGAAUAUUUUAUUGCAAGUUAUUUUCCUUCCAGUCUUUGUCAUUUUAUGUACUUAAGUAAAGGGAUGCAAAAGGAGAAGGAAUGAAGAAUGCAAGAUAAAAAACAUUAUGCAAUUGUUAGCAAAUAUGGAUUUUGUAUAGUACAUUUAUUAAACAGUUUUUGGA